Haplochromis burtoni (Burton's mouthbrooder) is the source of this 1607-nucleotide messenger RNA. Its product is annotated as extracellular calcium-sensing receptor-like. The record is from RefSeq and is a predicted model, not a curated record. The coding region runs from base 60 to 1607 and encodes 515 amino acids. Gene Ontology annotation, cellular component: membrane. Gene Ontology annotation, molecular function: G protein-coupled receptor activity. Gene Ontology annotation, biological process: G protein-coupled receptor signaling pathway. Lineage: Eukaryota; Metazoa; Chordata; Actinopteri; Cichliformes; Cichlidae. The transcript is spliced from 7 exons.
UUAUAUUGGGUGCUAUCUUUUCUUUUCACACAAGCUGGAAAGAUAGAAGAGAUUCCUACAUGAACCAACCUCUGCCACUACAAUGUAUCAGUUUAAAUUUCAGAGAUUUGCAGUUUGCCCAGGCUAUGCUUUUUGCCAUUGAGGAGAUUAAUAACAGUACAGACCUACUGCCAGGACUCUCUGUGGGCUAUAAAAUCUAUGAUAAUUGUGGAUCUGUUGCCAGAAGUGUAGGAGUUACACUAGCUUUGGCUAAUGGUAAUGAAAAUGUGUCUGUACCAUCCAAGACAUCAUGUACCAGACCUGCACAUGUGCAGGCCAUUAUAGGAACAACAUCUUCUUCUACAACCGUAGCAGUAGCUACUGUCAUUGGACCUUUUUUUAUUCCAGUGAUAAGUCACUUUGCCACAUGUGCUUGUCUCAGUGACAAAACCAAGUACCCAUCCUUCCUCAGAACAAUACCCAGUGACUACUACCAGAGCAGAGCCCUGGCCCAUUUGGUCAAGUAUUUUGGGUGGACUUGGGUUGGAGCUAUUCGAUCUAAUGAUGAUUAUGGAAAUAAUGGCAUGGCCACAUUUACAGAAACUGCACAGCAGCUGGGCAUCUGUCUGGAGUAUUCUGUAUCUUUUUUUAGGACAGAUCCAUAUGUGAAAAUACAAAAGAUAAUUGAAAUUAUAAAGGCUUCAACCUCCAAGGUGAUUGUUGCAUUCCUUGCCCGCGCAGAUUUUAAUGUCCUGCUACCCGAGUUUUCAUACCAUAACUUAUCUGGGUACCAGUGGGUAGGCAGUGAGUCUUGGAUAUUUGAUUCACAAACAGCAGAAAUGGAUAUGCAUCACAUACUGGAUGGUGCCAUUGGUGUUUCCAUUCCCAAAGCACAUGUCACUGGCCUGAGAGAGUUCAUACUGAAUAAGAAGCCAAUUAAUCCAUCUAAUAAUGAAUUGUUUACGGAGUUCUGGGAGACAACAUUUAGUUGUAAAUUCAAGGAGUUGAAGUCAUCAGCAGACAUUCAGAGAGAGUGUACUGGACAUGAAGAUAUGACUGGAGUUCAAAAUAACUUCAUUGACAUGUCUCUCAUGCCUAUCUUUAACAAUGUCUACAAAGGAGUGUAUGCAGUGGCCCAUGCACUUCACAAUAUCCUCAGCUGUAAUAAAACAUGUAACAAAAAUGUGCAGCUAGAUCCAUUUAUGGUUCUGCAACACAUACGAAAGAUCCAUUUCACAACUAAGGAAGGAGAUGAGGUUUACUUUAAUGAGAAUGGAGAUCCAGCAGCAAAGUAUGACAUUAUAAACUGGCAGCCAAGAGAAAACGGCGUUGUGGAGUUUGUCAUAGUUGGUCUUUAUGAUAUAUCAUUAACUACAGAGAAACAGCUAAAACUGCAAAACAAGUCUUUAAUUUGGGCAAGAAACUCAAAGCAGGUGCCUGUGUCAGUUUGCAAUGAGAAAUGUCCCCCAGGAACACACAAGGUACUCCAGAAAGGAAGGCCUGUUUGCUGUUAUGACUGUAUAAGAUGUGCAGAGGGAGAAAUCAGCAACGUUACAGAUUCUAUCACCUGUGUGAGAUGUCUACCUGAGUUUUGGUCAAAUGAAAGAAGAGAUAGCAGCUACACAUAG